Molecule: messenger RNA, 405 nt
Organism: Ictidomys tridecemlineatus (thirteen-lined ground squirrel)
Lineage: Eukaryota; Metazoa; Chordata; Mammalia; Rodentia; Sciuridae
Source: RefSeq, a predicted model, not a curated record
CUAAUACAAUCCUGUCAUUAUUAUUUUAGGAUACUGUUGUGGCUCUCCAAGCUCUAACUCUAUUCCAAAGGCUUACUUAUUCUAAGAACAGACAAAAUUUGGUGCAAAUUUCCUCUGACAAAGCAUUCAAUAUGGCCUUCCAAGUGAAUGAAGAGAACCGAUUGCUGCUACAACAAAUUCCAUUACCAGAAAUUCAGAAAAACUACACUGUGGAUGUGAGUGGUGAGGGCUGUGUAUACAUGCAGACAACUCUGAAAUAUAAUAUCCUGCUGCUCAAGAAGUCAUCUGGGUUUUCCCUUUCUGUAAAUACAGCCAAUGCUUUCUGCAGAGGAUUAUUUGAUUCAAAGUUUGAUCUUGUGGUUUCAGCCAGGUAAUGACAUUUUUUGUUUUGUUGGUAAAUUAAGA